Ruditapes philippinarum (Manila clam) is the source of this 6900-nucleotide messenger RNA. Its product is annotated as kinetochore-associated protein 1-like. The record is from RefSeq and is a predicted model, not a curated record. Lineage: Eukaryota; Metazoa; Mollusca; Bivalvia; Venerida; Veneridae. The coding region runs from base 86 to 6484 and encodes 2132 amino acids. The transcript has 62 exons. Gene Ontology annotation, molecular function: small GTPase binding. Gene Ontology annotation, cellular component: cytoplasm; RZZ complex; kinetochore microtubule. Gene Ontology annotation, biological process: mitotic sister chromatid segregation; mitotic spindle assembly checkpoint signaling; protein localization to kinetochore involved in kinetochore assembly.
GCCUUUUCCGUCGAACUCCAAAUAAUUUUCGGAUUCCUUCGGAUUUGACAGAGGACGCGGGAGUUUUAAUUGAAAUCCAGAAGAAAUGUGGGAUAUAAUUGAAACAGACUUUGGUGGAGAUGAGACAGCUAAUUUUGGUCCGAGAAAGGAAACGGGGACAGCACUUUAUCAGGUUGAUACUGUAGCAACUGUGUCUUGCCAAAAUCAGGACAACACAAGUCUGCCUGUUAAUGCAGCAUGUGUGUUUGGAGAUUUAACAAGUCUGGCGGUGGAGAAAACUCUAAUUCUUCAAGCCUCAUCUACGCUUAGCUUCGACAGUGAUAUAGAAGAGAUGGAAUGGAGUCCGGAUGGAAGUUUAUUGGUGAUGGGACUGACAGGGGGAAUGCUGUUCAUUCUUGAUGCGGAAUCCACAGAAAUCGUCUUCUCUUUAACUCUUGUCCCUGAAGAAAGACAAGUAAAUGGCAGAUCAUUUAAAAGAAUUUUAUUCUCAGAUCCAUAUAUGGAUAAUGAAGGGACUGCUGAACUGAUUAUACUGACUGUUGAUGGACAACUUAUUGUUUUCCCCGAUGUCCAGAUAUUUAAACAAGGGUUAGAGAAUAUAGGUGACACAGUAGCAAACAGUGUAAAAAUGGCCAGUACCAAAUCUCAUCAUUCAUCUGUUAAUGAUGCCAUUGUCAUGGGAGACUACAUAUUUACAUUGGGGAGUGGUGAUAGUAUUUUAUGUAAGUGGAGUUACAGACAAGGCAGUAUUGACCUGCAAGAUGAAGCUGAUAGCCCUUUUAAUGAAGAAGUGGCUUUACUUGCUGGAAAGGGUACUUCCGAUGGUCAUUACAUCUUUAUACUGGAUACUAAACAAUGCCUGAGUAUCUGGGAUGCUAAGAUGAUGAUUUGUGUGAAAACAUUUAAUGAUGUAAAAGUCGCUGACCUCUGCCUGCUGGAGACCAACACUUCACAGAACAACAGUAUGAGAGAUAUGAAGUUAGUUAUAGUGACUGAGGCAGAGAAUGGAGAAUGUUUCCUGAAGGUUCAAACCUUACCAGACUGGGAGACUGUCUAUAAUUUACAGUUAUCUGCCCCUAGUAAGCUUGCCAAGUGUAACACAUUUCAAGAUGCUUUGUACAUUUCGGAAUUCUGCUCAAAUAAUAACGAGCCAGGUACAUUCACUACUUUAAGAUUCCGAUGUUUGAAUGAAACAGAUCCUAAAACAAGAUUGUACAGAAUUUUACAGAAAAACAAGUUUGAAGAGGCUGAAAAGUUUGCCAAUCUAUUCCAGUUGAACAUUGAGCUAGUUCACAAAGUGAAGGCUAAUUACCUGAUAGAUCAGUUGUCUCCCUGGAAUUGCAGCAAAUAUGAACCUGAUCAAGUGAAGGAUAUGAUCAAUCAGCUAUGGAGCUGUCUGGAUACAAUUGUUGAUGACCUUCAUACAGCUGAGAAUUGUAUGAGAGCAGCUUUACCCACGUAUAAUGACACAGAGAAACUACUGUCUUACUGUAAAGAUAGGCUUGUAAAAGCUUUAUCCAGCAAAGAUCCUAUUGUAAGAGAGAAACAGGGAACAUUGUGUAGUAAGUUACUGGAGAUUCAGCAUAGGUUGGUAACAUUUAAACUGGCAUAUGGAGAAGAAGCAUUCAGUGGUGAGAAAUGGGGACAAUUUAUAUGUGCUGACCUACUACAUGAAUCUCUCAAAUGGCUGGACAGAGGUCAUCUUGAUACUGGAUUCAUUAUCUGGACAAGACACCAGUCAAGCUGGAAGAGUGAAGCAUUGAGUAGAGACUUGAUUCAGAAGAUAUUGUCUACAUUCCCGUACCAUACCCAACCCAAAAAUCUACUGGGCUACAUUAGCACUGGGCUUAUACCAUGUGUUGUGAGCGAAGUUCCAGAUGCCCUGGUAGACCUUGUUGACUUUGUGAUUGAGAAAACAAAAAACAUGGAGUCAAUGGAUAAGACAAACUGGCCAAAGAAUGGUAUAGAGUUUGCAGAGUAUAUGCACAGACGUUUACAUGAGUCCUCAGCCGUAGUUAUAGAUGAUGAAACUUGUAUGGCAAAUGACAAUGCUGACAAGACACAACUACGAAGUGAGGUGACUCUAAAACCAUUGAUGACAUUGCUGAUCAAACUGAGACAACUGGAUGAUGUCUUACAUAAAUACAAGUGUAGAUUGUCACUUGCUCAAUUCCUCAAGGAAACCAAGGAGACAAUAACAUUCAGGAUGUUGGACAAAGUUGUUGCUCUUGAUUUAAUUAGUCAGACCUUAGAGAGACAGAUACGUCCGUAUAUGAAGGAGCAUGGUCUUAAUCAAGAUGAAAUAUUUUCGAAAUAUAUCAAGGAUUUACUGGAGAGGUAUGGUCAGGUGAGAAGUUUCCGAGGAGAAACAACGUGGGAGGCUAAAGCAUCAGCUGUUAUAGACUGUAUCACAGAUGUUGAGCAAAAGAUAGUUGGUAUUCUUGAAGUAAUGGAAUGGGCACCAGUACCAUGGACCGCUGGUGUAGAACAACUUGUACAGAUGGGACUCAAACUCAAACAUGCUAAAGUAAGCAAGAUAAAAGAGCAGUGUGAGAGAGCUCGAGUUAGAAAGUUAAUGAUGAAAUAUGGUCUAAAACAUGUUGAAGUUCCUCAUGGUCCAGAAGCUGAGAGGCUGAUGUAUUUCAUGUUAACUCAGGACAAGGAAGGUUGUAUGGAAGAUGCAUUGGAAGUUAUGAAAUCAUGUGGGGUUAAUCUAAAGGUCAACUUGUAUGCCUUCAGACUGAGGCAACUCAUUACAGCUGAUCGGCUUGAAGACUGUAAGGAGUUGUUGAAGAGUUUACCAGCAGAUCUAGGUAUCAAUAUAGGAAAUGACAUUGUGACCUUGACCUUGGUCAUGCUAAAUCAUACUGUCAUAUUGACACCUAUAGAAAAUGAGAUCAAGAAACAGAAGAGAGCAUUCACUGAGGCUUCUUUAUUAAUCAUUAAAUACCUAUUGACCAAAACACAUGAUCUGAUAGAGCUUGAAGACUUGAAGAAGCAGGAAAAAGUUCUGAGAAAUAUAUUAGCAUUGCAGGUAGAGUUUGAUAAAUAUGUGACAAUGGAGGAAUAUGACAGUGAGCAGUUUAGAAUGAAAGUUAUAUAUGACUUCAUGAAAGACUUCUUUGCUAAGGAUCAGUUACAGGGUUCUGACUAUGCCAAGGUUUAUAGAUUGGCAAGAAUAUUACAGAUCUCUCAUACUACUAUACAAGGUCAGCUUGCUAUAAAAUAUGCCAACGCUGGAAACAUACAUACUGCUGUACAAAUAUGUGGUGAGUUAUUUGAGUCCAGUCCUACACAGGAGACAGCAGAGACAUUGUUUGAAGUGGUUCAAGCCUUCCUUGACCUUCAAGCUGAAGUUGAUACAGAUGAUGAAGAUAUUGAUACAGGAAAGCUACGUCUACUACCAGAAGUCUGUCACAGACUAGCUACACAGGCUCUCUGUAUCUGUAGUCAAGAGAAGUUAUGUCAGUACCUAGAAUUGUGUAAGAUAUGUUCCUUGUUGUUAUCUGUAAGUCAACAAUGUGAAUCAGGGGACAGUACUCUAUCUGCUCAGUGGGGAGAAGUGACAGAGUUCCGUGUAGACAAGGAGUUAUUUACAGACCUCACACUAGAUGUGUUCCAGGAAGAUGCUUUGUUAAUGAGCUCAACUGUUGCUUUACCACUUGUCUCUAAAUACACAGUUCUCAAUCCACUAUUUAGAUCCUUGAAACGUGCUGUAAAGACAGAUGUAGAGGAAAGUUCUCCAGUACAGUUAUUAUGUAACAGUGUAUUACCUGUGGUACAACAUCUUAGAGAAAACAGUCAUAUACAACUUUCCUUUACUUUCUCUCUCCACAUGCUGCUGACACUGUUACAAUAUAUGCAACAACAGGACAUGGGUCUGCCCUUCACAUCAGAGGCUCAAAGGGAGAAGAUUGUACAGGGCUGGAAAUGUGUGCAGGAUUUAGAGAAGACAAGCAAGGCUAUGAUGAAAGAUCUUGUCUUUACUCUUGUCAUGAAGAUAUUUAACAGUAGUCGGGUAGAUGAUCAUUUAGCAUUCACAUACUUGUGUAACCGACCUAAACGUGAAGUGAUGGAACUGAUGAUGAGGUUAACUAAAUCAGCAGGACAACAGUAUAAAAAACUAAAGAUUUCCUUCAAGGAUGCUAUUUUAGGACCAAACAGUGAGAAGACAAAGUUACUACCAACUAUUGCACAAAAUGAGGCUGCAGAUACCACAUUAGUGAAGGAAUUUUGUCAGUCGUUUGAGCUGGAUGUGGAUGAGGGAUUGUUACUAUAUUUAGAUCACUUGUUUGUACAGCCAGAUGAUACUUCAUUUGAAACGGAGAACAACAAGGCCUCAGUGAUAUCUCGUGCAUGGGAGGCCGUCUCUAUGAUCAAAAAUGAAGAUGAACUGAUGCGAUGUAUAAAGAAAAUUUAUUACAGGACAAGUGGUUAUGAUUAUGAGACUUUAGAGUUUGCACUAGAGGUGAUGGCCAAGUCCAGUGAUGUUGGAGACAUACCUGUAGAUAAGGGAUUAAAGUUGCUGGAAUAUCUGAAGGUCUACACACGCCAUGCACCUCCAGCUGAAUAUGAGAUUGAAUUUAAAAUUGGUGGUGAGAAAAAGGAGUCUCAGAUAUUUAUGGCAUCUUUACCACCAGAGAGUAAGACCAGACUACCUGUGCACCCUUUACUGCAUAAAGAUCCCUGGAAAGUGAUCACUCCAGAGUUGAAUAGAGAGACAGUUGCUACAUGGCUUCUGAUGGCGAAACUGCUCAGUUUAUCACCAGACCAGAUAUGUCUAACAGCAGUACAGAACAUGGUUAGAGUGUAUACAGAAACAUUUACAAGCCCUGAUGGAGGAUCAGACAUGAGUCAUUGGAACUGGAGACCCGAACAGGCCAACCAAAUCCUACUACAGGAUGCUGUACAAGUGUUACAGAGCAUUAAGAAUUGUGAGAGCUCUCUUGCAUGUGCUAAAUGGAUGGUCACCAAACUACCCUUGGGUUCGAGAAAGUUGGUCCUGAAACACUUAAAUAUCACAAUUGACUUGUAUUUUACAAAGUGUGGAAAGAAAGAGAAAGCAAAGGCAGCCUACCUGAAAUUUCUCAGUCACUGGCAGAAGAUGGCAUCAGCACAAGCCCUGUGUUUGAAUGGUCUUGGUGAAGCAGAGUUGUUACAAAGCACAGACAAACCAUCAUUACUGUUACAGAAAUUAUAUGAACAUCCUAGUAUCACACAGCUUGAAUGGGAAGCUGGAUCAAUCAAACCUGAUAAUGCAACAGUUUUUUUAUUUCAGACAAUGACAUUUAGCUUGGAGAAUAUCAAACUAAGUGAAACACUUCGAGAAAUUGAUGAUGAUGAUGAGGAAAUCAAUUUCAAAAGAAUUGUUCACCUUGUUGAGAAAGAAAACAAUGAAAAGAAUAUCAUGAGAUUGUUUGAGUAUGCCCUAAAGCCACAUGAAGGUCGUGAGACAGUAUGCUGUAUCAGGGCAUUAAGAUGUUUACUUCACCUAUGUGAUGAUGCUACCAUGCAGAAAGAAUGUAACAAGUCACUUGAGGAUAUAAGGAAUCUUCUACAUGUGAUGAUUUAUCUGUCAAGUCUGGAGAAACUUCACAUUCGACAUACUGUAGAAACAUUUAUCUCCUGUCAUAAAGAAGGAUUGGUGAAAGGAAUCUGGAAAAAUCAUAGUCAUGAAAAAACUGCUGUGACAUUGGUGUCAUGUUUGUGCCUAGAUUUUGAGAUCUAUGACUUCCAGUUAUGGACAAGCAUUCUGCAGAGGCUUCAUUCAUUUGGACUGGUGACCCAGCUAGAAUAUGUGUUGUUGCGCCUCAACAAUGUGCCAGAACUAUGGCAGAUUGCAGCUUUCCCUAAAAUGUGGUAUACUGUUGUAUCCAUGCCUCUACUCAAAGUAUGUUCACCUUUGAGUAAAGAACAGACAGACACAUGUGUACAUUACUUCAAUGUCUUGUUAAGAUGUCCUGUAUUGAGGGAUCUGGAUGGUGACAUGUUAUCUAAACUAUACCACAAGUUAGAGAUGCCGGCUUGCUCUCUGGGAUGUCUCAUCAUCUGUAAAUCAUCGUCUGACUCCAUGUUUCAGAAUAAAGUGAGUGAGGAAGGCAGACAAAUCCUGGAUAACAUUGACUAUAUGCUCCAAUGUGGUCUUAGUCAUGGAAUCAGUACUAAGAUACAAGAGAGUGUAUAUAAAGAUAUGUUGGUAUGUGAGAGGUUUGAACAGAUUCUAGAUACACCAUACCAACAACAGUUUGUAGAGUAUUGUGUCAAGAUGAAACAAAUAGAUGACCUGUUACUGUUUGCUAUAAAACAUCAAAGGUUAUCAGAAGCUCGUACAUUGGUGAUGGUAUAUACAAAUGCCCACACGGAUGUUUGUAUGAAGGUAGCACAGUAUAUAGAUGAGGAGGAAGAGGAAGAAGACAGUUCUACAGCACUGCUUAAGGGCUAUUUGAAGAUGCAGAAUCUACAAGAAUAUUCUGCUAUGAUGUAGAGUUAUUGCUGUAAUAAAUUUUCAACUGUGCUGACAGGAAUCAUAAAAAAGAACUAACACUGCUUACAAAUAUAUUAUUCAUUAUAUUAUCUGUAUAUAUUGUUUUCAAUUAAGCAGAGCUAACAUUGAAAGUAAUUGAAUUUAUCUAGCAUACAGGAUUGCUAAAAAAGAUAUUUAAGGUUAAUGUGGGUAAACAAAUAGAAAAGCUGCACAGUGUGAUUAACUACAUGAGAAUGGAAAUGCACAUUAAUUGUAGAAUGUUAUGAAAUAUUGUUUUGUUGACAAUUUGUUUGAAUGGUAUCAUUUUCUUUAUUAUAUAUGUUACAAUGACAAAGUUAAUUUUCAAUAUGUAUAUUGAAUAACUUACUGAAUUAACUUGUAUGAAAUAACUUAUAUGAAAUAAAUUUAAACUAAAC